Messenger RNA from Hyla sarda, 1708 nucleotides. RefSeq lists its product as uncharacterized. Bases 1 to 1134 code for a protein of 377 amino acids. The record is from RefSeq and is a predicted model, not a curated record. The transcript is spliced from 7 exons. Lineage: Eukaryota; Metazoa; Chordata; Amphibia; Anura; Hylidae.
AUGGCGGGGAACACUAUUCUCAAAGCAGACUCAUGCCAUCCCCACCAUGUGGUCAACAACAUUCCGUAUGGAGAAUGGGUACGUUUAAAACGGAAUUGUUCAGAAGAGUCCACAUUUGAGCAGGAGUCCCAGCUUUUGUAUGGAAGGUUAAAACAGAGGGGCUAUAGAGAUGGUGUACUAGAAAACGCUUAUGAUAAAAGUAAAAAAUUAGAAGGUGAUAGUCAAAAAGCAAAAAAACAAAGGGACAGAGACAAUAAAAAGGUCCCAGGUAAUAUUUUCCAGGAUUUAAUUAUUGUUCUCACAGUUUGGGGCGCCGGUGUGGCCAUGGAAUGCCCUGGUCCCAUGCAGCUCCCGUAUGCCUCUGGCAGGUCACCCGAUUUUAUCUCUUCUGCUUUCAAGAUAAGUGCAGGACCUGCUGGCCCAUCCAAUCACCGUCUGCCGAAGUGUCCUGUCUGGCCAGUGUUUGGCAAAGCUGUCAGGUCCUGCACCAAGUGCUCAUCUUGUGAGCAGGAAGAAGACAAAAUAUCAGGGGACUGGACAGAGGCGAGGGGACCAGGGGUAGAUGAUGCCAAAAAACGAAAGAAAUCAAACGGCACAGAAAACGAGGCCACAGAUAUUAUUUCCAGGGAAUUUAGUGUUCCAGUCCCGUUCAGCAAAAAGUCUAUUGGGAUCUUCUCCAGAUGCUCGGAGAGGGAAUAUUCCUGGCUGAUGGAUCUGCUCAAUUCCCAGGAUUUCAGGGACCAAGUCCAGUCCGUCCGCCCCUAUUAUAUCUCCAACAGGUUCUCUGAGCUCUGUGAGAAUGUGAAGCAGUGCAGAUUCGGGAUCCUGUAUCACAGCAAGAAGAGAGGACGGAUCAAUGUGACUAAUGUGACCGACUCCCUGUAUGAUGAGGAGCUGGAGCAUCUCUCCUGUAGACUGGGACAGAAGAAUGUGGUUGUGGUGAUUGAUGAUCUGGAUGAUGUCAGUGAUACAAUGAAGAAACGAAUCCUCAGCGCCCAAUAUAGCAUAAGCGAACACGCUGAAGAGCUGAUCCUUAUAAAGUGCGCAUCACCGGAGGAGAAGAGGACGGCGGCAAAAGACGCCCUGAAAAAUAUCUUACAACCCAAAAAAAUGGAAAUAUUUAAAAAGUCCUAAUACAUCUUCUGGGUCCUCUGGGUCACACCUCUGGACCAUGAGAUCUUCAAUGUCACGUUUCCUUUUCUCCUAAUUUAUUCCUAGUCCUGAAUUGGCUUCAGUAACAUUCAGGUUUCCGCGCACCGUACUGCACCUACCUGAACCCGGAAAGGCCACUGCUCUUGAUUGACAGAUCAUGUGUGUCAACCAGUGCCGAGCACAAGAGGCAGUCAUACUAACAGGGACUGACAUAAAACACUAGAGGGCGCUAUAACAACAAAAUAAUGGUACAGCUAUGCACAGCAACAUUUUAGAUUUAGGGAGUAAACUGAUAAAAAUGUUAUGCCAACAUGCUCUUGUGGUGUCCCAGAGCAAGACGCUAUUACUACCUGGCUCUGUCGGGUGAUUAUUAUCCCCAAGGUGACUGCCGCUGACCCUAGUCUUCUCUUAAAGGGGUACCAGAAAUCAACUGGUGCCAGAAAAUUAAACAUAUUUAUAAAUUACUUUUACUAUUAAAAAAUCACAAUCCUUCCAGUAUUUAUCAGCUGCUGUAUGCUCCAAAGGAAGUUUUUUUCCGUUUUGAUUCUCCUUUCUG